Molecule: messenger RNA, 963 nt
Organism: Rubroshorea leprosula
Lineage: Eukaryota; Viridiplantae; Streptophyta; Magnoliopsida; Malvales; Dipterocarpaceae
Source: the annotation of a GenBank genome assembly
ACUGUGAUCUCUUGCAUUUGCUUCUCUUUUAUUUUGCCUUUUUAUUCCCCUUUUCAAUUAUUGAAAACAAUGUGUAUCUUAUGAAGUCGAAUCCAAUACCUAUAUCUUCUGCUGAAGGUGGGGUUUGGUUCAAUGGUUUCUUCACUUCAUCCAUGGUGAGGAAGAUCCAACUAUGCUGUUAUAGAUCUAUGAAUUUUACAUUUUUCCAUGUCCUGUUGAUCAUUCUUGGAUCUGCUAUGUGGAUUAAUGAUGAAAUAUACCAUCUGCAUUUUGUCUCCAAGUAGUUCUAUUAUUGUAUUGUCUCAUUAGAUAUGAAUAUACAGCCAUUAAAGUGCCAAACAUGUCCAGCCAAUCCUUUGUUUUCUAUGUUAGCUUUACAUCCGUAAAGAGGAAGGAAGUGUUGAAGUUUAAUCAUGUCAAUGCUCAACCUUUUUGGUUUUUCACAAGUUCAUUUGCCAUGAUGCUAGAUUGACUAUGGUGGUAGGGCACUUCCAAGUUCCAAUGCAUUUCAUAGAAAAUGUUUAUUAUGUUCCUAGUGGGUCUAGACUUGAAAUAGAAUAGAAUGUAACCCCCCCUUGCUAAUACUGAAACUAAAUGCACAAUUAUUGUUGCAAGUGAAAGGGUAAAAGAAUCCUAGUUUCAAUUUCAAAACUUUUGGACUUAAAACUAUUAAACUCGGUGUGCUUAAAAAGUAUGAUGAAAAUGUUAUUGCAUUAUUUUAUUGCCCUUAUUGCCAUUGUAUUAUAAGUGGUAAAGCAUGACAUGGGAUUUCAACGGCAUUGGAUUGUUAGAUACUCAGUUAGGUUAGUGAUAACAGGAGGAAGCAAGAAGUUGAAGGGGAGACAUUCCUGAAUGAAUUCAGCGAGAUGAUGAGGAAUUAUAACCAUGUUUUUCUUUCUGGUACUUUGUGGGCCUAGCACAGCCUGUAUACUUCAGAUGGGCUCAUAAAAACUACAUAGCAGC